AUGAUUGAGGAGAUCUGUCACAUCUGUGACGAUCGUGCUACAGGAAAACACUACGGUGCAGUCAGUUGCGAUGGAUGUAAAGGUUUCUUUCGUCGAAGCAUUCGUAAGCGUCACAACUAUGUGUGUCGAUUUAAAAAAAACUGUGAUAUAACGAAAAACCAACGUAAUGCCUGUCGAUCUUGUCGACUCCAAAAAUGUAUCGAUGCAGGAAUGAAGUCGAAUGCGAUCCAAAACGAGCGCGACACAAUUGGGAAACGCAAAAAGCCAGAAGCUGAUGUGGACGAGUUGCUUGUGGAACUGUUAAUGUCCGAGAAAUUAUGCCAACAGUUGAGGAGUUCGGUGAUCAAAAGCACGGAACAGGUAUCUUAUGACUGUGGAAAAGUGAAAGCUUGGCGAAUAGAGGACGAUCGAUGGGCGACUUUGGAUGAUGUGGGGAAAAGCAUUCAUCAGCAGUUGGUGUUGUUAGUUGAAUGGGCGAAAUCUUUGCCACAAUUCACUCAGUUAACUGUCGAUGAUCAGGUAGCUCUGCUAAAAGCCACAGCUGCACAGAUUAUCAUCCUCGGUGUUGCUUUUCGAUCACUGUCACUUGAGAACUCAAUAUGUCUUGCAAAUGAUACACUAAUUCCUAAGGAGCAUGCCGCCAACAUUGGUGACAUCAAUUGUGUCGUUGGACGAAUUAUUGACGAAUUGGUGAUGCCUAUGAGGCGAUUGGCGAUAGAUCUUUGUGAAUACGUAGCUCUUAAAGCGAUUCUAUUCUUCAAUCCAGGUGAGAGAACCUCACUUAAUUUUUCAACGUUUGAGAAUAUGACAAGCUUUAUUCUUAAACUUCCACUCAGGUGUCAGCAAUUUUCUGUUGAGAUAUCAGAAUGCAGAGCAGGACGUCUUCUGCUAUUGCUACCUUCUCUGCAAGCAGUCGCUCAGCAAAUGAUGGAUGUGCAAUUGGCACGACUUUUUGGUUUCGCCAAUGUCGACUCUCUAAUGGAAGAGCUGAUUCUUCACGAUGAACGAGCGGAUAGAGACGUUCGACAAAGUCUCGCAAGUCCGUGUCAAAUAACGGAAGCAAUGACUUAA
Molecule: messenger RNA, 1071 nt
Organism: Angiostrongylus costaricensis
Lineage: Eukaryota; Metazoa; Nematoda; Chromadorea; Rhabditida; Metastrongylidae
Source: the annotation of a GenBank genome assembly